Messenger RNA from Neolamprologus brichardi, 999 nucleotides. The record is from RefSeq and is a predicted model, not a curated record. Lineage: Eukaryota; Metazoa; Chordata; Actinopteri; Cichliformes; Cichlidae.
ACUGUUUUAACCUGCUGCUGCACUCCAGUCAUUUCAAAAGAGUCCGGGAGCGUUCCAGCGGCAGUUUGUUCGUGUCUGUAAAAAACGAGGCACAAACAGGCAAUAAUGGAAGACUACCUGAAAAUAGAGAAAAUCGGAGAAGGUACAUAUGGGGUUGUGUAUAAAGGUAAGCACAAGGCAACGGGGCAAAUUGUGGCCAUGAAGAAGAUCCGACUGGAGAGUGAGGAGGAGGGCGUCCCCAGCACAGCUGUCAGAGAGGUUUCUCUGCUCCAGGAGCUGAAACAUCCCAACGUUGUACGACUCCUCGAUGUCCUAAUGCAAGAAUCUCGUCUCUACCUCAUCUUCGAGUUCCUGUCCAUGGACCUGAAGAAAUACUUGGACUCCAUCCCCUCUGGCCAGUACAUGGACGCUAUGUUGGUCAAGAGCUACCUGUACCAGAUACUGGAGGGCAUCUACUUCUGUCACUGUCGCCGAGUGCUCCAUCGUGACCUGAAACCACAGAAUCUGCUGAUCGACAACAAGGGCGUUAUCAAACUGGCAGACUUUGGUUUGGCUCGAGCCUUUGGUGUUCCUGUCAGGGUCUACACCCACGAGGUAAGGAUCCUUAUCACAGCUCCUGGGAUGUGUCGGCCGCUGCAUCUCAAAACAUUUCUUUUACUUUUUCUUGUCAUUUUAAAAACCAAGAAAAAUCCUUUUUAUGGAGAUGCUGAUGGGCCUUCUUCUCUCAGGGUGUUCAGGACGCUGGGAACCCCAAACAACGAUGUGUGGCCGGAUGUUGAGAGUCUGCCGGACUACAAAAACACUUUUCCCAAAUGGAAAUCUGGCAACCUCUCAUCCAUGGUGAAAAACCUGGACAAGAAUGGGCUGGAUCUGCUGGCGGUAAGGACAAAGGCAGCACCACAGCAUGCUGAACAGAACAGCCUUUAUUCUCGUCGUACCAGAGGGAAGCAGGUCGAACACCUGCUCACCUCACCUGUUUCCUGAGGCUGGAGGUGUUGU